AUGUCUCACAGUCCUCCAGUGGAGGAUCCGGUCGUCGUUCCAGUCUGGAUCUAUAACUUCGCCAAAUAUAUUUCACAGGGCAAGUACAUUUUUGCUAUCCUGUGUGCGAGCGCUCUAGUUAUCAUUUUGUUCGGCCUUGGGAUAGCGAGUUACGCACUAAUACGAUACAUCGAUAGAAGCUGUGUUGGGUGUAUGGAUGGUCCUCGCCUGGUAGCAAGGCAUCCUCAGGAGCUGUUUGUCGCCAGAAACACCAAUAAAGCAGACGAUGUGCCUACAAGCUAUUUCAUCUUUCUCAAUCAAUCUUUCCAUCCUGUUUCGCGCUUCAUUUACCUUGAAACCCAUGACAUGAUGCUAUGCAUACGUUUCACAUCAAAAGCACGUCUUCUAUAUCAUGAAUCAUGUAGCCACCGUGCCAUACACGGGUAUUUCCAUUUCCGAUCUAGAAAAUGGGUACGACACGUAUCAGUCUCCCACAGUAACAGCCAUAGCGUCAAUAUUCCCGUUGGAAACAACGGUUCUAUAGCACUCAACUCAUUGACAAAACAAUCCCAGGAACGUGUCAUCAUCAACCUUCCUGCAGGCCCGAUCUUCAACCUACUUUAUUCUCAAUCAUCUGGAGAGGCUAUCCCUCAAACAGUUAACAACGGCGACAAUGCACCCAUUGCAGAAGCUGAGCGACUGUCACAAAUAGCGUCCACCACGUCCUCGACAAUAGUGACAGUCAACUACCGUCUGGGGAAUUCCCCAGCCAGUCCCAAUGAACUAACUAUUAACCGAAACCCAUACAAAUACCCUACUCCCAUCCACGACACGCUCGCCGGGUUUGACUGGGUCCAGAAGACUCUUCAGCCCCAGCGCCUAGGGAUCCUAGGCACGCACAUGGGCGGCUCCCUCGCUCUCAUGCUCUCCCUAACAGAAGCACGAUCCAUCCAAGCAGUAGCGGCCAUUGACCCCAUCUGCGACUGGACUUCGCUUGAUGAGCAUUGCAUUCAACAACCACCCUCCAGUGAUGCUGAUGGACACAUCAUAUCAAGCAGCCGCAGGAAAGGCCCCCGCGGAGGAGGAACUGCACCCCGCGACCUCGUUCCCCUUCUUACCGCAAGAAAAGCGUUUUUCUCCACUCCCGAGAAAUAUUCCGACGCAUUUGCGUCGCCGUUGCUAUUUCUUCGCUCGCCAGGGAAGAAUGUUCCUCGUCUUUUCCCGGAGUAUCUUACCGGCCCGGAGUACCCAGUUCCUGUUCUGAAGGCGAGAGAUAGUGUAUCUGCGGAAGAUGAUCUCAUCGAUUACUUCUGGGAUGUGUACCUUGGGGAAGAGGACAGCAUGAGUGAGAUGUCUAGUAACGGUGAGACAAAACGAGGUCCGCCUCGUCGGCGGAAGGCGAUCUCCCGAUGGCCCCCGUUCGGCCUUGAUUACGGGAAUAGUGGUCCGGCGUGGCAUAAUCCUGGUCAUGGGAUCAAGCGCCUCGAGAUGGAACUUCCUUGGGUGAGGAUCUUUACUCAGGCCGAUGAUUCUGUGUCUGAAUCGAAAGCCCCUGUAAAGAGCAAGAAUACAAAACCAAGCGUGCUAUCUCAACAGGCCAAGGAAAUGAUCGAUGUCAUGCGAAGAUCUUGCUUCUGGGGGCGCGAAAAGGGAUAUAGCGAGAGUAGAGUCACUCUUAGUUUAUAUCCCCAUGAUCAGCAGGUGGAUGAUGCAAGGGAAUUGGCAGGCUUAUGGCUACGAGGAAAGAUGGCGGAUUGA
Messenger RNA from Aspergillus niger, 1737 nucleotides. RefSeq lists its product as hypothetical. The record is from RefSeq and is a predicted model, not a curated record. Lineage: Eukaryota; Fungi; Ascomycota; Eurotiomycetes; Eurotiales; Aspergillaceae. The transcript has 4 exons. The coding region runs from base 1 to 1737 and encodes 578 amino acids. Gene Ontology annotation, molecular function: hydrolase activity.